Molecule: messenger RNA, 465 nt
Organism: Prunus armeniaca (apricot)
Lineage: Eukaryota; Viridiplantae; Streptophyta; Magnoliopsida; Rosales; Rosaceae
Source: the annotation of a GenBank genome assembly
AUGGUUGCGGGGGCUCGCAUUCUUCUGGAGACAAACUCCUUCCCUCAAGUGCCCCAGCUUCCAAAGCCUGAGCUUCCACCACUCCCCACUUUCCCAACUUUGCCAAAGCCUGAGCUGCCCCAGUUGCCAAAGCCGGAGCUGCCACAGUUGCCAAAGCCUGAGCUGCCCCAGUUGCCAAAGCCUGAGCUGCCCCAGUUGCCAAAGCCGGAGCUGCCACAGUUGCCGAAGCCCGAACUGCCGACCUUGCCAAAGCCGGAGCUGCCAACAUUGCCGAAACCUGAAUUGCCUACGGUACCCCAUGUUCCAACUUUGCCAAAGCCUGAGUUGCCAAAGUUGCCUGAAAUUCCAUCUCUUCCCCAUCUCCCAGCUGACCUACCUAAGCCCACAUUGCCCUCCAUCCCAACCCUCCCCAUGGACACACCCCUCCCUUCUCUCAUUCCACCCCAAAAAACCACCCUUCCUUGA